CUUACGCUAAACACGAAAUAUUAAAACACGGCGGCGUUAAUGUAUAUUCGUAUUCUUGGACUCGAAUAAACGUUCGAAAAGAUUUGACAGCUAUUUUGAGCAUCGCUUCUUGUUAUGAUACCUGGAAACUGUUUAGUUUAACUCAAUCUGAAAAUUUGGUUCACAUGGCUUUAACAGAUUCAGAUUGCCCAAGAUUACCUUCCGAAACUGCGAUAACGAUACCUCUUAUUUCUAUCGGAGAGGAAUUACCUCAAAUAAUGUUAGAUCUACGUAGUGCUGGAGUUUAUACAUGGAAAACGUUGGUGAUGAUAUACGAUACCACUGUUAGCAGAGAUAUGAUAACUCGAAUUAUAAAAUCGAUUACUCAACGAAGAACCAGCAGCGCGAAAGCUUCAGGCAUAUCCUUAAUGAAAUUGGAAUCGAAUAUAUCUCGAAUAGAUUUGAAGACCGUACUUUCAACUAUUGAUCCAAAAAUUGUUGGUAGUAAUUAUCUGGUCAUAGCUAGUUAUUAUAUUGUCGGAAUUUUGAUGGAAUAUGCUAAAUCUUUACAAAUAGCCGGUAUAAAUAAUCAAUGGAUGUAUAUUAUAUCGGAUACCAAUCGUCACUUUCAGGAUAUUCACGUUUUCGAAAAUUUACUGAAGGAAGGAGACAACGUAGCGUUUCUGUACAAUUCCAGUUUUACGACCAGUGUUUGUGCUGGGGGAAGAAAAUGUCAUAUAAAAGAAUUGCUAGAAUCAUUUACUAGGUCUAUAGAUCAAGCCAUAACUGAGGAAUUCAAUACAGCUAGUCAAGUAUCGGAAGAGGAAUGGGAGGCAAUAAGGCCUACCAAAAGUGAAAGGAGAGACUUUUUAUUGAAAAAUAUGAAAAUUCAUCUUUCAAAAAACGGCGUCUGUGAUAAUUGUACUUACUGGAAAAUAUCAACUGGAGAAACUUGGGGUGUAGAAUAUCAGGCCGUUGGCGAAAAGUCAUCGCCGAAACUUCAUCCAGUUGGUGUUUGGAGACCUAGUGAUGGAAUUGAAAUGACAGAUGUAUUAUUUUUACACGUUUCACAUGGAUUUAGGGGUAAAGCAUUGCCUAUGGUGACGUUCCAUAACCCUCCUUGGCAAAUAUUAACUUUCAAUGAAACUGGGGAUAUCACCGAAUACAAAGGACUUAUACUCGACAUUAUUACAGAGCUUUCGAAGAAUUUAAAUUUUACUUUCAGACUAACCGCUGUUGAUAAAUCUAAUACAAUAAACUCGACUACUUCUCCGUUCGAUAUAGACAGUGAGUUAACCACCAAAGUACCUAAUACACUUUUGGACCAAUUAAAGAAUAAGACUGUAGCUUUAGCAGCCUGUGCAGUUACGGUAACGGAAGAUUUGAAGAGUGUAGUAAACUUCACUAAACCUAUAGCUAUUCUAAGUUAUACUUUUUUGGUAGCGAGGCCUAAGGAGUUGAGUCGAGCUUUAUUAUUUAUAUCGCCGUUCAAUUUUGACACUUGGUUGGGUUUAUGUGCAGCUAUAAUAUCGAUGGGUCCUCUUCUAUACUUCAUUCAUCGUUCUAGUCCUGUUUACGAAUACAAAGGUAUUCCCAUGAAAGGAGGACUUGCUUCUAUACAGAACUGUAUUUGGUACAUGUAUGGAGCUCUGUUACAGCAAGGUGGAAUGCAUCUACCUUAUGCUGACAGUGCGAGAAUAUUGGUAGGAGCUUGGUGGUUGGUGGUACUUGUAAUGGCUACCACAUACUGUGGAAAUCUCGUUGCUUUUCUUACUUUUCCUAAAAUAGAUAUACCUAUAACCGACCUAGAACAAUUGAUAGCACAUAAAGAUACAGUUAGUUGGACUUUCAAAGAAGGCGGCUUCUUGGAAAAGGAAUUAAAGGUUUCUAAUGAAUAUCGAUUUAAAACAAUUUUGAAUGGAAAAUCGAAGCAUACAUCAACUGAUUUUAAGGCUGUUAUUAACAGUAUCCGAGAAGGUAAACAUGCUUACAUCGAUUGGAAGAUUAAGUUGCAGUUUAUCAUGAAGGAGCAGUUUUUAAAAACCAGCCGAUGUGAUUUUGUUCUAGGUCUGGAAGAAUUUUUUGAUGAAAAAUUAGCCUUAAUGAUCUCUCCUGAAUCUCCUUAUUUACCAAAAAUCAAUGAUGAAAUCAAGAAGUUACACCAAGUCGGGCUAAUCGAGAAAUGGCUCAAAGAUUAUUUACCAAAAAAGGAUAGAUGUUGGAAGAAUAGACAUUUGAUCGAAGUCAGUAAUCACACAGUUAAUUUAGAUGAUAUGCAAGGAAGUUUUUUCGUUUUAUUAAUGGGUUUCGUGUCAGCGCUAUUGCUGCUUCUCUUCGAGAAAUUGUGGUAUGUUAAGAUUAACAAACAACCAAAAAAAAUGAUUCAACCAUUUGUUACUUAAUGGAAAUUCGUGACUCAAUAUGCAUAAUAAAAUUGAAAUUAGAUUAUAUUAAUAUAAAC
Diorhabda sublineata is the source of this 2440-nucleotide messenger RNA. It is a transcript of the gene Ir93a, whose product is annotated as ionotropic receptor 93a. NCBI's taxonomy places the organism in Eukaryota, Metazoa, Arthropoda, Insecta, Coleoptera, Chrysomelidae. Gene Ontology annotation, biological process: monoatomic ion transport. The coding region runs from base 165 to 2381 and encodes 738 amino acids. The transcript is spliced from 14 exons. Gene Ontology annotation, cellular component: membrane. Gene Ontology annotation, molecular function: glutamate-gated receptor activity. The record is from RefSeq and is a predicted model, not a curated record.